This is a messenger RNA of Rhodofomes roseus, 1456 nucleotides long. RefSeq lists its product as uncharacterized. NCBI's taxonomy places the organism in Eukaryota, Fungi, Basidiomycota, Agaricomycetes, Polyporales, Fomitopsidaceae. The transcript has 3 exons. The record is from RefSeq and is a predicted model, not a curated record. The coding region runs from base 86 to 1240 and encodes 384 amino acids.
GCGCAGUUGUAUCUUUCACUCCUUCCUCAGUCCCUCCAUCAGGUCUCAGCCCAGCCCUCUCAAUUUAACCGCUACACUAGUCGCAAUGGGCCAGUAUUGGAAACUUAUCAACAUCGACCAGAGGCAGUCAGUGAGCUGGGGCAAACUCUGCCAGGUGAUAUUCGCCCCAACUCUAAUAAAUCUGGUAUGGUUACUCGCCAUGCCUCGUAAGCCCAAGCCUUACGACCGCUCUAAUGAACGAGGGCGCAGCAAAGACCCGCGCGACCUUGGCGCUCUUAAUCUCCCCUUCGACGUCUUGGCUGCCAUAUUCGAGGCCAUCGGCAGCGAGAAUAUCGUAGACGCUGCCUAUCUCGCUCUCACCAACACGUUUCUGCGCGCUAUUGGCCAGAAGCGUAUCUACAACGAACUAGCCUCGUAUUAUGCUGCAUGGUACCUAGAGCGUAUCAUCUGCGUUGGCGACUACCUUGAAGGCGACGACCUGCCUCCCGACAUCUUGAAGGAGGACGAGAAAGAGUCGCUCAGCGGCGACAUUUCCGACACUAACAGUGACGAUGACAGUACAUCCAAUCACUCGGAUGUGCCACACGGCGCGCGUCUGUAUCAUGCGGCUGAUGCUGAGACCAACCGCUCAUCCAGGACCAUUGGGCACUGGCGGAAACGGUUUGCCGCCAAGGGCAAGUUGUCCAAGGCUGAGCGCCGCGAAUUGGAGGACUUGAUACGCGCCGACUUCUCCUGGGACGGGAGGCAAGAGACCGAGUGGAUCCUGUGCAACUGGACACGCGCGGAAUACGUACGUAACGGCGGGGUCGCUAGGCUCACCGGUUCAGAAAUCGACGGCCCUAUGACAAGCGCCGAUCCAAGCCUCGGUCAUGUCCUCCUCACGCAGAUCUGCUGGUCGUCGGACGAUUCGACGAGCGUCAACUACCGCGGCCCCCUUCACCGUGGUCGCUGGGCGGGGCACUACAUUGCGAUAACCACCAUGGACCAGCUGACGGAGAACGUCAGAUUUGCGGACAAAGAGAAAUGGGUCGACGUCACGGAAGAGGUUGUAGCUCAGGUGUUGGAGAUUUGGCGAGCUGAGCAUCCCGAGGUGCUUGUGCCGCACCUCCGGCUUAAGGGCGAUGUCAGCGACAGCACUCCGGUCUCCACGGACGAGGAAGACAGGGUGCAAAGUGAAGAGAAAGCGGCAGGCAAAGGAGCACUGGCGGGCGGCGAGGUCUCGGGCGAUCGAGAGGAAUGAGACGAAUAAGAGGAUUGCGCCUCGGAAGACGAAGACACCAGGACAUCAGGCAAUGGGGAAUGAUGAAGCUUUGAAGUGUAUGUGACUACAAUCCAUGUCAACCCGGGUGUAGUUUGUGGUGCGCGGCACAGUGGCUGAGGUACAGCGUCCGCAUCGUUUACCUGACAACCGAGACUGGCACUCGGCGCUGCCAAAUCAAGUUCUCAUUAUUGCUUA